Messenger RNA from Rubroshorea leprosula, 1229 nucleotides. Lineage: Eukaryota; Viridiplantae; Streptophyta; Magnoliopsida; Malvales; Dipterocarpaceae. The record is from the annotation of a GenBank genome assembly.
AAGUAUUCCAUUCAUUGUAAUAUAAUUAGUUUACUAUGAGUGAAAUAGAAGUAGAAAUUGAAGUUUGUGAAAAAGGUUCACGCAAGGAGACAUGAUGAAUUCAAGUUGAAAUUCAACGAAGGAUGUUGCAACUCAAGUAAGGAGAGAGUUGCAAUGGUAAAGAAAAACGAUGAUGGUAGUGAGCCGCCCGAUUCUGCUCUUCUUUUUCUCCCCUGCACCAAACAAGAAGCAAGCCACCAACUGCGCCACCGACUGCACCACCCAUUUGAGAAAACCGAAUUUCCGGAUCUACUCUGCUCUGUUCCUCACCGUCUGCUACUCUUGGUGUGGGUGCGAAUUUCUCUGAUUUUUGGAUUUCUUGAUUUUUCCUUCCAUGCCCGUCGACCUCCCCCAAACCCACCAGCUUCAGUUUGCUUGCUGCAAAUUCUGGUUCUUGAUCCUUCGGUCACUUAGAACUUGGAUUGAGUCUACGGUUUUAUGCGAGUGAGGUAAGUAAAUUAUGGUAAUACCCUCCAAUUUUAAAGCUCAUUUUAGCUUGUUUUUGAAGUGGUGACGGGACUAAACCCGUUUUACACAAGUAUGAUUGAUUUGAAAUGAAAUUAUUAUUCUUUUUAUUAAUUUGAGCAUGCCUUCUCAGAGUUUACUUAACUGCCCUGAUGAUCUGAAAAUUAUUUAUAAAUUAUGAUUUUCUUGUUAACUUCUGCUUGUUUUGUCUCUGAUAUAGUCAUGUUAUUCGUGUGCCCGCUAGUGGGAGGUUUAUAAACGCUAGCACACGUCGACAUGUUACUUAUAAAAUCAGUUCAUUUCUAUUAUACUGUUAUCCUGCUAGUGGGAUUAUACACUAAUUAAUCGUGUGCCUGCCAGUGGGAGGUUUAUAACACUGGCCAUGACCUAUGGAGGAGACGUCUAUUUCAUUUUUGUACUCAUACCUGUUUUUUUCGUGAUUAUACUUGUAGGCAUGCUAUAAGUUUAAUUAAGGGCAGUCUAUAUUUACUUACUGAGUUAUCUCAUUGUUUUUCCUUGUUCACCAUUUCAGGAAGCGAAGUCAAGGACGGGGAAAAACGAGGAGAGUGACGAGUUAGAAGGUUAGCCAUCUUGUAAAUUGAAUAUAGAUUUUAGAUAUAAAUCAUGAUCUUGUAAGCUAGACUUUAUUUGGAGAUUUUAUGAUAUUAGAGCAAAUUUUAUAAUUUUAUCUUCAGAUUGUGGUAUAAUAAGGUUUCAAGUUUUGU